Molecule: messenger RNA, 8501 nt
Organism: Astyanax mexicanus (Mexican tetra)
Lineage: Eukaryota; Metazoa; Chordata; Actinopteri; Characiformes; Acestrorhamphidae
Product: monocyte to macrophage differentiation factor 2
Exons: 7
Coding region: 286-993 (235 amino acids)
Cellular component (GO): membrane
Molecular function (GO): pore-forming activity
Source: RefSeq, a predicted model, not a curated record
CUCUCUCUCUCUCUCUCUCUCUCUCUCUCUCUCUCUCUCUCUCUCUCUCUCUCUCUCUCUCUCACACACACACACACUCACUCUGAUUCAGCCCAGUCUGAAAAAAAAACGACACUGCUGACAUCACGACUCUGUAGGAAAACCGCUACAUCCUCCAGACUUCCGCGCGGAGCCUCGACACUACAGGGAUCGCCCCGGGUCGCCGCGGGCUGGCCUUUAAACAGCCUCUCUCUCGGUUUUAGACUCGGAUUUGGUGGUGCACCAGUUGCACUGAAGCCCAUUUAAAUGAAUCUCGUAAGAUAUAUGAACAAUCGAGCACCAUCUAAUAAGAGGUAUCAGCCAACAGACUAUGAACAUGCAGCGAAUUGUGCCACACACGCGCUCUGGAUCCUUCCCAGUAUCGUGGGUGGGGUGUUGCUGUACUUUCUGUCCGAUGACCACUGGGAGGAGAUUGCAGCAUGGCUGUAUGGAGCAGGACUGGCAAGCCUGUUCAUCAUUUCCACAGCGUUUCACACCAUCACCUGGAAGAAGAGCCAUUUACGAUCAGUUGAGCAGUGCUUUCACAUGUGUGACAGAAUGGUGAUUUAUUUCUUCAUUGCCGCAUCCUACACACCCUGGUUGACCCUGCGGGAACUCGGUCCAUGGGCGUCUCACAUGCGCUGGGUAGUCUGGGUGAUGGCCUCUGGAGGAACUGCAUAUGUCUUCUUCUUUCAUGAGAGGUAUAAGGUGGUGGAGCUAGUGUGCUACACAGCGAUGGGAGUGUUUCCUGCCCUCGUUAUUCUCUCAAUGGCGGACAGGUCGGGUCUGUGUGAGCUGUUGGUUGGGGGCGGGUGUUACGUGUUGGGGAUGGUGUUCUUUAAAAGUGAUGGGGUGGUUCCCUUCGCUCAUGCUAUAUGGCACCUUUUCGUUGCCUUGGGAGCAGGCAUCCAUUACUACGCCAUCUGGAAGUACUUGUAUACACCUGUCAAUCAACAGACCAGCACAGCCCGGUGACACACACAACAUACACACACACACACACACACACACACACACACACACACUCUUACAUUAGUUUAAGUAGAAAUAUUAGAGGACAAACAGAAUAGAGACACUGGUGGUCUUAUUUCUGGACAGAUCGGGGGUCUGUUUACAUGAUUCUGUAGAUUGUAGAAGUGGUUAUGAAGUGUAUGAGCAUCUCAGAGAGGAAGGGCUGAUAUGGGUUCAGCUUGUUCAUUAUACUGUAUAAUGAUGUUUGAUGAUUGACCUGUUCAAGCUCCACCCACAAAAAUGUAAAUCAUAUUCAGGCUAAUGAAAAACUGAAAUACAAAUAUAUAUAUAUAUAUAUAUAUAUAUAUAUAUACAACAAACCAGAGAAAAAAAGAACAUUUACCUCAGCAGUAUUGCAUUUCUAAUUAUAAAUUACUCACAUGUUUAGCUAGCUAGCUUAUUACCUCAGUAGUGCAGUUUUGUAAUAAAUUACCUCAGUAGUGUCAUUCUAAUCAAACAUUUGCUUAAUCAAUAAAAGCAUGAAUUUCCUCAGCAGUGCUACACCAGAUGCAUGUGAAAUAGUGAAUUUUACACACAGAAAGGCAACCAGUCAAACAGAUGCUAAGUCUAGGUUAUUUCUAAGGAUCGAUCUUGGGUUUAUUUGAAUAAAAAAUAUCGGAUCAUUUAUUAAAGAUACAUUUGAUUCGAUUUUUUUUAAACACCACCCUAACAGUCAGUGGUGUUACACUGUAAACUGCAUUUCAGUCUGCAGUGUUAUAUUCUGAAUUGCAUUAUUUUAGUGAUGUUACACGGUGUAGUUUAUUAUGGAUUAGGGCAAUACAUUACAGAGAGUCUGUUUGGGUCAGUGGUGUAAUACUGCAGCAUGUAUAAUGUGUCAGUGGUGUAACAGUAUGGAGAGUGUUACUCUGCCACUGUCUCUCAUAAUAUACGUAAAAUACAAUACAAACCAUGCCAAAUAAACAAUAUACAAAAAAUAUACAUAUGUAACAGUAAUUACACAAACAAAUGGAGAGUAAUUAUAGGUUAUUGGUGUAACUGCAUGGUAUGUGUUAUGGUCAGUGGUGUUUCCACAGUCUCUCAGGCGGUUACAAAAUUUUUGAUUGUAAAUCUGUGUAUUUUGACAUUGCAGCUUCGUAUUAGACUGAAUAAGGUUUUUGGUAAUGUCCUGUAAAGCGCAUACAUCUCCUACAAAACAAUGCUCAAUAUUCUGUCUGUGUUGAGCUUGAAUGGGUCAACUAAGACAUGAAACACCAAAACUGAUCGCAGAUCAGCCCUUUUUCCCUUAGAUGUUUUAUACAAAUUACGACUGGACCUGUGAAGAACCUAAUAAGGCAGUGUUACCUGCAACAAGACACAUGUUUUAAGGGAAAGAUGUACAGCAUUAUGUAAAAAAAAACAUACAAAAAAAACAUUUUAUCCGUUUAAAAGAAAAAAGGAAAGUGGGUUUUAUAAAUACUUUUAAAAUAUCAAAACAAACAACUGAAAUUAAGCUCAGAGCAUUUUGAUAGAACAUGCUCUUCUCUGCCACUGCCAAUAGAGGGCCCUCUCCCUCCUGCCAUAAAAGAGAGAGGGAUGUCUCUUGAGUUAUCGUUUACUCUACACUGUUUGCUUUGUGUAAACAGUAAAAAGACUAAUGUUUUUUUUUUUUUAUCUGUAGUAUCAUAUUCUUUUAUUUAAGUGUUGUGUCCAUGUGAAAUACCACAAGUGCUUUGAAAACAAAGCUUACAUAUAUAGGCAGUUAUUAACUUUUUUAAGUUUAGGUCGUACACUCCUGAAAAUAAAGGUUCUUAAUUGUUUGUUUGUUUUUUAUUAUUGGGAUAUAUAUAUAAAGAGUUCUAGUGAAAUACAAAAUCAUUUAGCUGAUAAAAACAGCAAACAUCAGUUGCUUAGAGUUGCAAGAAAAAAAAUGUAAAUAAGUGAAUCUUUUCUAAAUCUAACUAAACACAUUUUUAUGUUUUUUUAGCACAUUAAGGAAACAUCUACAAUUCAAGCUAGAAAAAGUAAAUUAAGCAAUGUUUAAGGGUUCACCUGCAUACAGAAUGCCGAAAAUUUAUGUUAUAUUCGUAAAACAUGUAGAAAUAAAUAUGGUUGAAAUGCUUUUAAAUUUAGAACAUAAAGCAGCAUCAGUUGUAGCAUUCAGUUAAUAUUUUAAUAUAAAUGACAAAUUAACUUAAUUUAAGGGGGCUUUCAUGCCUACAUUGUUGGGCCCAUACUUCUCAGUUUGGUCAGAGCCAAAAGAGCAGAUGUGAAAGGUUCCAGAUCACAGGUCAGAAUUUGGUCUGUUCUCAGCUUUAAAACAAACCAGUGUUGUGCUGAAAUCUGUCUCCCAUUUUUCUACAUGCAAACGCUUAUGUUGGCGAUUUCUGUAUCUACUGUAACUGUAGAUUAACCCUAUAUUUAUAAAAGGAAUUACCUUGUGAACUGUUACUCACAUUCUGCUGCUUGAUGUUUAUUCCCAUAAUAAGAUGUAGAAUUCAGCACAACACCUGGAAAAUCAGCUUGCAGAACUGACACUAUUCUACAAACCAAGUAAUGUGAAGUACAGAGAGACGCAGCCCAUGUAGCUCAUGAUGACAGAAUGUAGUAAAUUUCUUUAGUCCACUCAGUCACUAACUGCAGUGUGAAACCAAAAUUAACCUGACUAAAUGUUUAGUAUAUAUUCUAAGCAACAAACACAAGAACCUUUGUGUGGAGUCUGGUUCUAUCAUUCAUGUGUGAAAACACCCUAAAAGAGACACCGCUACAUCUAAAAUUAUAAAGAUAUAAAACAUUAACAACUAGUCUUAUAUAAACUACUUUACAACCCAAUAAAUUAGUGCAUGAAUUCAAACAUAGUUCUUUUCUUAGCUGACUCCACCUUAGCACCUGUAUUUUCAGGAGUGUCUGAUUUUAUAGGAUUUUUCUUUCCAUGUAGUCUUUAGUGCUGGCAUAACAUUGUACAGCAGGUCUAGAAUCAGUUUAGCUCUUAUUUCAUUAUCCACCCCCUCAUUCAUCCUAUACUGCCUCCAUGCUUUCUUGGGGCAUCACUCUCUGCUCCAGUCAUCCAGUUUUACGCAACUCCAUCAACAAGAUGUUCCUCAGGACCUCUCCGGGCUCAUGGGUGGAACACCUGCAAUUCACGCUUUUUGAUUGGCUAAAGCAGCCAAAUAAAGCUUUGCUCUCAGGGUUAAAUCACUGACUGGUGCCAUUGCCAUCUCUCUUAACAUUCCACUGGAACAACAAAUAAUACUCAAAAGCUCUGCUACUACUAGUGUGUUCCAUCUAGUCUGUGAUUAAAUUGACAAUUUUAGUGUAAUAGUAAUAAUAUGUUGGAAUUUUGUUAUUAUUAUUAUUAUUAUUAUUAUUAUUAUUAUUAUUGGAUCUGGUGAUGUGUCAUAUUUAUUGUACAUUGGUGGUGAAUGUAUUUGAUUCAUUAGGUUAAAGUCUCUGUAGUGAUCACACAGUAUUGCCUUUGGUAGAACUGGACUUUUGUACAUAAUGUAUUGUAAUGAUGAUUAAUAUGAUUUGUGAAUUAACAUCCAAGCUACUGUCCAGCUUCAACUCAACACUGAAUCCUCAUGAUGUGUUUAUAUUAUAUUUCUAAAGGGAUUUUGUUGCUGUGAACAUGGUUAUAUGCUGUAUCUAUGGUUCUCCCAAGGCUUUAGCUUUAGUAUGAGUCAGUGCUACAGAUACAAUUAAAGGGAUACUCCAGUGUUUCGAACUUCUUUUUGCAACUUUUGUGAAAUAUUAUAACAAAACGUGGGUGCCUAGUGUCUUCUACUAUAGGUAAUAAUAAUAUAAAUAAAGAAUUAUACCGUAUUUUUCGCACUAUAAGCCAUUUUUCUGAUCUAUUUUCAUACAUAUGGAAUAUUAUGCGACACUAGGAAGGAUGUGGGGUGUCGUCAUGUUUUCCUUCUUUUUCAGCAGGUACACCUGUAAAGCUAAGCUAAGCUAAACUAAACAAAAAAAAAAAAACAGCCCAGACGAGUCAGAACGAGCACUGGAUGUUAAUCUACACAGAUUUCUCUUCUGAAAACUGUUUAUUUGGGUGAGUAAAGCACUUUUGUUUAUGUAUAGUAAGCUUAGAUUUCCACUAAACAUUAAGCAUUAGCAUUACUGGCUAACCGCUAGCAUUUAGUUGCUAAAGCUGCCUGACAGCACUACACAGAGGAACCCUGAGUGUUCCGGUAAGCCAGGGUAAUAUCAGCUAGCAUAUUUCAUGUUUAAAUACGAUAAACACGCAGACUACAGUCCGAUAUACUCACCCCUGAACAGCUAAAGAGCUUGCGCUUAGUGUAGUUAGCGGCUAAUGCUAAUAGUGCUGGAGAACUAAACUGAAACUCCUGUAUAACGCUGUACUUCAGUGGAAUGGAUUUACUGCUCCUUACAGCCUGACUGGUAUAAUUCACACGUAAGGCGCACCUGAUUAUGAGGGGCACUGAUGAUUUUGGGGGAAAUAAAAGGAUUUUAAAUGUGACUUAUAGUGUGAAAAAGUACGGUACUUCUGUAUGUACAGCUCAUUAUAAAUAUAUAAAUAUUUGUUCCUGGUAACUUUUAUCUUUCUUUGGAAUAACACAGUAAUCUGACUCUUACUCAUGGGUAGGCUACAGCUAAUUUUUGUCUUCUUUGAAUGAUAAGUAUAUGCAGGACACUGGAGUAUGCCUUUAAAUAAUGCUGUGUGAGAUUAAUAAAUUACCGUAAGUGUGAUUCAGAUUAACCCUUCUGUUAUGUUCAAACACCAAUAAUGUUCCUGUGCAGACUGACCCUGGACAUGUUUAACCAUCCAAAACUAGAAUAUUUUACUGCAUAAACAUUGUUAGUGUAAUUAAAAUCAAUACUUUUUAUUUGAUUUUAUUAUAUUAUGUACCUUUUUUUUUUCAUUUUCUCAAUUACUUUUGAAUUAAAUUUGUCGAUUCUAGUUUUUGUAACAUCUGUUCAGUGUUCUGAAUGACCUGAAUAUUGUGUGGGAACACAUAAUGCACAAAGCUCCGAAGCUUCAUGCUCCAAAAAAAGAAUUACAUAAUUUUUCUUUCAAUUUUUAACUUUGAAACAAGUUAUUUUGAUCCACAGUAGGACAGGAGGGUUAUGUGAAUUACCAUAUUUGUUCUGUAGUGUCAGCUAGCACAAGAUAGUCAAUGCUAAUUUCACCUUUUGUUUUUUUUUAAUGCUUUUAUUUUUUAAGAAAUGUGAAGAGGACUUCUUUGAAAACCUGAUGGAUUUGGUCACUAGAGGCACUCUCAUAUAUUUUAUUCUUAUUUUAUAUUUAUAUGCUGUCCUUCUUCUGUGAAGUUGCCAUCUUUGAUGUGUCUAAAUUUUUUAAUCGAUAGACUGAAAUUGAAUUUGUUUAAGUUUGAUCUUGUUACGCUGAUAAGUUAUAAUAUUUUUGUUUUGAUUGAUUACAAUAUGUUGUUAUGUGUUUUUAGCUUUUUUUGCCAAAAACUCUUGAAAAUAAAUGUAUGUUACCUUAUACUUUGAUUUUCUUUUCUCAAAAGGUACACAAGGUAGAUUUGAAUUGUUCCAUUUUAUUUAGACUAUAUCUGUUUUCGGUAGGCUGCGCAUUGCAGUUCUGUUCUUAUCAACACUGUUGAGUAAGGGGUAGUAUCAGUAUUUAAAUAUUUUUGAUCAUUUGUUUUAAUUUGUCAAACUUCUGGUUCCAAACUAUAUAAAGUUAAAGUGGCAUUCCAGCCUUAAAUUACCAUUUAGAAUUUAGAUUUGCCUAAAUUUUAUAUUAAAUAAUUAUUAUAUUAUAUUAUGUAACUUUGCCUAUUGUACAAAAUUACAUUAUUCAAUUAAUCAAAUCCUCUGGAACUAUAUGCUAAAAUUGAUAUGUUAAAGAGCCACUAAACCCUACAACAUUUUUUUUUCAAUAAUAUUUGAAAAACACUUUUACUGUGGUAAUUUCUGCCACUAUCAAAUGGCACACUGCUGCUGCUGCAGCCAAUCAGCUCUCCCUUUUGCCCUGCCCCGGCCCUUAAACCCAUACAUCACCCUAACCUUUCCUCCCAUUUUAGCCUCUUUCAAAUUUGAGCUGAGGAUAGAGUCAACAAAAAUCAUGGGGGGUUAGUUACCCUUAAACCAUUGAAAAUUUCACAAAAAAAAAAAAAAAAACGCAUUGAUUUACGGAUUAUUAUUAUUUGUCUAGGAGCAUUUGUUUCAUGAUGUUUCUCAAAGAACAACAAACUAUAGCUGUACUCAUUAAUAAGCACUCAUGUGGAGAAGGAAAAAAGAGCAGAAUGUGGACAGGGAGCAGAGAAAAGGUAAAGUGGAAAUGGAAACUAUGGAGAUUCUAACCAUGUUAACAGAGCACAAAAAAAGUCAGACUCAGUGAAAGGUUCCACUACUUCAAAAAAUCAGCUCAAAAAUCAUUUUGAAGGGCCUCAAUAUGUCAAUGUGUCUCAAUAUAUCCACCAUAAAAUUGCUUGUAGCUCUUCCUGCGCACAAACUUUAUCAUUGAAAGAUAUUUCUCAUAUCAUUAAACAUUUCUAAACAUGAAAAAUAUUUCUAGAAGCAAAGCACCCAUAAUAGCAGAAUUUACAUGUAUAGAUUAUCAUAGCUGGAAUGCCCCUUAUAUAAUUAAAUAAUACUGUAAUUCCAAAUUCUUUGGCAUUUUUUGGCAUAUUUUGUGUGCUUUACUUUGCAAAUCAUGUUUUUUUGAACAUUCUAAUAAUUUUGAACAUGACCAGCACAGUGUGUAUAAUAAUUACAACUUUUGUGAUCCAAACUUCAGAUUUGUAGUAUUUUACAAUGUUUUAUUAUGUCUGUGACAAACACAUACAUCUAUGUGAAACUGUGCAACUUUGUUAAAUGGUGAAAGAUACCGAAAUGUAUUUAUUAUUUUGAUAUUAUUUAUUAACUCCAUUUAGUGUUUUAAAUAUUCACAUUACAGAUAUUCAGACUACUGUGUGUUUUAGAUGUUGUGGUUCUUAUUUUUCUUAGUGUGUUUCCAGACACUUUGUACAGCUUUCACUGCCAACAUGGGCCUACUGCAUAUUUCAUAUUAAUUUUUUUAUAACAAUAAAAGGAUAGUGAAUAGUACACUUUAUUGCACAUGGCUUAGCUUAUUGCUAUUUACGGAUUUCAGCUGAUUUCCUAAUUUUGAUCUAAAAGGGGCAUUCUGGCCUAAAACUAGAAUUAGAAUUAACAUGUAAUAUAUUUUUUUAUUUCUUUUUUUUUGUUGUUGUUGUUUCACCAGAGUGCCCCUUUGAUGAAAGCUUAAUCAAGCUAAUUCUCAUCCAGAUGUUGUGCUGUGUUAAUUCUGGCAUAAUACGAAUCAUCAAAUCCUUGUAAAUAUCUUUGAAAAAAAUAUAUGUUUGUUUAUUUUUUGCUUUUGAUCUUUCUUUUAAAGCUCUGUGAACACUGUCAUCCUGCCAAACUCUGCAUUACAAACAAUGUAAUAAGAAAGUGUAAGAUUUGUGAAGGUGACUUUGCUGCAACAUUUGUAUUGCCACUGGUUUACACUGCUGUACAGCCUGUCUGUACAUGUGUACAUUUUAUAAAUCUUGUCAUUGGCCAACAAUGCUUUUUAACAAGAA